CUUACAUAUUUCAACAGUUAAAUUUACAUAUUUAUAUUCUGUAAUAUUUAUGUUAAAUUUAACUACAUUUUUACUUCGAUAAUGCUAAUCAUUGUUGAUUCAUGACGUAUCCGUGAUAGUUGACUUUCCGUUGACUUGAUUGAUUGAUUAAUUGUUAUAGGUGGAUAUAGAGUUGAGUCCAUUCAGUGGACUUGUGAUGGAUCAGUAUGAGAAGGUUGAAAAGAUUGGGGAAGGAACAUAUGGUGUGGUGUACAAGGCUCGUGACAAAGUUACCAACGAAACUAUUGCUUUGAAGAAGAUUCGUCUGGAACAAGAAGACGAGGGAGUGCCAAGCACUGCUAUCCGAGAGAUUUCAUUGUUGAAAGAGAUGCAGCAUGGUAACAUUGUCAGGCUACAGGAUGUUGUACACAGUGACAAACGAUUGUAUCUGGUCUUUGAGUAUCUGGACCUGGAUUUGAAGAAGCACAUGGACUCUUCUCCAGAGUUUUCGAAGGAUCCCCGUAUUGUUAAAACGUUUCUAUAUCAAAUCCUACGUGGCAUUGCUUAUUGCCAUUCACAUAGAGUUCUCCAUAGAGAUUUGAAGCCUCAGAACCUUUUGAUUGAUCGUCGUACCAAUGCUCUAAAGCUAGCAGAUUUUGGAUUGGCCAGGGCUUUUGGAAUCCCUGUUAGAACAUUUACGCAUGAGGUGGUGACUCUAUGGUAUCGGGCACCAGAAAUUCUUCUUGGAUCCCGUCACUACUCUACUCCAGUUGAUGUGUGGUCGGUUGGCUGCAUAUUUGCAGAGAUGGUGAACCAGCGACCACUCUUCCCUGGAGACUCAGAGAUUGAUGAACUUUUCAAGAUCUUCAGAAUCAUGGGAACCCCAACAGAAGAUACAUGGCCUGGUGUGACGUCUCUGCCUGACUUUAAAUCCGCCUUUCCAAAGUGGUCCUCAAAGGACCUGGCAGGUGUGGUCCCAACUCUCGAUAAAACGGGUCUUGAUCUCUUACGUAAAAUGCUGUGCUUGGAUCCCAGCAGAAGAGUUACUGCCAGGAUUGCACUCGACCAUGAAUACUUCAAAGAUGUUGGGUCCGUGCCAUAAAUCCAGGUUAUCUACAUGUGCCAAACCGAAUCCUUCAUGGAAUAUUAUGUGAAAUAUGCGUGCCGUUUUAGGUGAUUUUUCUGUGUUCAUUUCUUCUACCUUCUUAGGACAAUUAACUUUAAGGUGCUUUCUUGGAAGCCAUUGUCGAAUUGGCUUGUUCCUUGUCUCUUCAUCUGAAACCCUUGUUCUGAAAAAAGUUUCAAAUUUCUUGUAACAAUUUUUAUUGAUGAAGGACAUAUCAUCAGGUUUUGUUUAAAUCCUUUCAAUGGAGUUGUUUGGUGUGCA
Molecule: messenger RNA, 1366 nt
Organism: Erigeron canadensis
Lineage: Eukaryota; Viridiplantae; Streptophyta; Magnoliopsida; Asterales; Asteraceae
Product: cell division control protein 2 homolog
Exons: 9
Coding region: 197-1081 (294 amino acids)
Biological process (GO): protein phosphorylation; regulation of meiotic cell cycle; G1/S transition of mitotic cell cycle
Cellular component (GO): cyclin-dependent protein kinase holoenzyme complex; cytoplasm; nucleus
Molecular function (GO): cyclin binding; cyclin-dependent protein serine/threonine kinase activity; ATP binding
Source: RefSeq, a predicted model, not a curated record